AUGGCUGCGAUUAUCACUCCACACGAACAAGAUUACUGGUCCCACGUCGGCGUAUCCAUGCUCGACAAGGUUAUUCAUACAAGCGGUCAUCAUCGCUAUCAAAUUCUUGAGGAACUUGGCCGUGGUUCAUAUGGAUGCCUUUUCCUCGGACAGUCGCUGGUAGACAACUCCUAUGUGGCCAUCAAGGUAUUAAGCAAAACAGGCUUGGAUCACCAGCAACUUGAACUUCAACAACUCGAAAUCGACAUUCAGACCUCGCUCAAGCAUUCUCACUUGCUCACUUUACACGGCACAGCUCAUGAUAACGAUUACAUUUACAUGGUGAUGGAACUUUGCGAUCAGGGUGAUCUCUUUGAUUAUGUCCUUCGCACCAAAUUGGAUGAGCAUCAAGUCACUCGUUUAUUUGUUCAAAUCCUCGAAGCUGUGGAACACAUGCACGCUCAUAGUGUGUAUCAUCGUGAUCUAAAGUUGGAAAACAUUCUACUACGCACGGCCGACGAUGAUGAUCAAUUGGAAUGCAAGGUGGCCGACUUUGGACUUGCCACACGAGAACGGUUCAACAUGGAAUUUGGUUGUGGCUCAACAACCUAUCUUGCACCAGAACACUUUGAUGAUCAGGAGCAACAAGAGGACGGGGUCAAUACCACAGGAGAGGAUGAACAAUUACUUGUCUAUGACGCUGCCGCAUCCGAUGUAUGGAGCUUGGGCAUUCUCCUAAUCGCUCUCCUCUUUGGUCGUAACCCUUGGGAAGAAGCCACAUCCAUGGACAUGGCCUAUCAUGAAUACAAGCGAAAUCCACUCAUUCUCAAGAACCAGCUAUUCCCUGCCAUUUCAAUGCGUUGCUAUCGCUUGCUGAAAUCCGUUCUCUCGCCCAAUCCCGCUGAUCGUCCUUCUGUCACUGAACUCAAACAUCAAUUUCUCGCUCUCGAUCGCCUUACCAUCGAUACCGAUUUCGAUGAUGAAAGUGAUAGUGGCCUCAUGUCAUGCGAUGAUGAUACAAGUGAUGAUUAUUGUCGUCCUGUUGGUAUUCCCACAGCUGCUGGUGCUGCAGCUAUCAUGGCAAAGGCUGACAAGAUUAGCUGGGAUUCGGCUGUCUUUAGCGGUACCUAUCAUGCAUCAUCCGGUGAAUCGUGGUCCGACAUGGUGGAAGAAGACGAGCAAAUUUACGACGACAUGGUAUCAUCUUCAUCAUCCUCCUCUUCUUCAGGUGUAUCCUCUUUGGCUAGCAGCAUGUAUCGCGACGACGAUGACGAUGAUGAUGACACUGACAUGUUUAUUCACAGCCAAGAAAAGGGAUCUUGGUGGUUGUGA
This is a messenger RNA of Lichtheimia ornata, 1311 nucleotides long. RefSeq lists its product as uncharacterized. The record is from RefSeq and is a predicted model, not a curated record. Lineage: Eukaryota; Fungi; Mucoromycota; Mucoromycetes; Mucorales; Lichtheimiaceae. Gene Ontology annotation, biological process: protein phosphorylation. The transcript has a single exon. Gene Ontology annotation, molecular function: protein kinase activity; ATP binding. The coding region runs from base 1 to 1311 and encodes 436 amino acids.